GAUUAUCGCAUGUUUUAAAUAUAUACAAAACAAUUUUUUUGAUAAGUUACAUAACAAAAACAUGGAAAUCUAAAACCCCCUCCCCCUCCCUGGCUAAAACUUCUCUUCGAUACAGAACAGAACAGGGAAUACGUACUUAACAUGGAUCCGAAAGAAAAAGAAGACCUAGAAAGUUUAGUUAAGGCUAGAGAGUUGCUCUCGAAGCUUCAACAGCACAUUGAGAAAGGCACUUCUGGAUCAUCAGCUGAUUUUCAAAACCUCUCUAAAGAAAUCCAACUUCAUCUCAUGAAGACUGCCGCCACCGCCCAGGUUCCGAAUAAUUCAGACCCGAAUAAAGCGACGUCGCAUAUAAAAGAUGAGCUUGACAAGGUGUUUAUUGUUGAGGAAGUUGGACACAAGUGCGACUUAUGCGGGAUAGACAUAGCCUCGGAUCCAGAACGGCCUAAUGCAUCUUUGCGCAGCUUACAAGAGGCGUGCGUGCUUGAUUGUGGUCAUGUCUACCACUUCAAGUGUUUAAAAGGCUCCACUCUUGAUCUUGACAACCGUUCUACUAACCCUUCCUGCAUUUUCUGCACCAGCUACUCCUAACUGAAUGUGGUUCAACUUUUAAGAUUUUAAUAUUUUUUUUUGUUCUUAUAUCGUAAGAACGUGUUCUCAAACAAUGACAAUGGUUUUUACAUACAAACUGAUUAUGUUCUCAAUAAUCAGUUUCUUUUUUACA
This is a messenger RNA of Raphanus sativus (radish), 721 nucleotides long. RefSeq lists its product as uncharacterized. The transcript is spliced from 3 exons. Lineage: Eukaryota; Viridiplantae; Streptophyta; Magnoliopsida; Brassicales; Brassicaceae. The coding region runs from base 142 to 588 and encodes 148 amino acids. The record is from RefSeq and is a predicted model, not a curated record.